Messenger RNA from Didymodactylos carnosus, 2346 nucleotides. The record is from the annotation of a GenBank genome assembly. NCBI's taxonomy places the organism in Eukaryota, Metazoa, Rotifera, Eurotatoria, Philodinida, Philodinidae.
AUGGUCAGUCUGCUAGAAAACCCAAAUCAAAGUUUGAAUCAUAAUGACCGACAACCAACAGACGAUACUGAGGAUAUGCUGUAUGUCAACAAUAUUGAUAUCUACUACUGUCAUCGUGGAGUGUUAAUGAGCAGUUCUAAAAUCAAUGGUAGUGACAGAUGCUUAUGUUCACCAAGCUAUUAUGGUGAUCGUUGUCAAUAUCAACGAGAACAUUUAACAGUUCAUUUGAAGAUACAGACACCAGUCUGGAUGCAUAAAUCUCAUAUAUUUAGAGUUAUCGUUUAUUUACAAACAGAAACGAAUCCGUUGUAUGAUGCAUUUGAUCUUCUACAUGUUCCGUAUAGUCAAAACUCAACUUACAAACAUAUUUUCUAUCUACUGACACCCAGAUUGAAUGAAUCUCAAACAUCACUUGUUUCUAUCAAUGUAUUUUCUGUAUCAGAAGAUGAUGUCAAAUAUCAUUCAUCAUGGUUCUACACGGUACCGUUUACUUCAAUAUUUCCAGUAAAUCGUGUAACAGCUUGGCUGAAUGUUGACAAACAAAGUGAAGUUGCCUCGAAUUGCAAUCAGAGCUGUGUCAAUGGUGUUUGUACGCUAUCCCUAAUUCCCGCCAAUAAAAGUUUUUGUUUAUGUGAUAAGGGUUGGUCAGGUAAUCGGUGUGAUAUGAUUUCAACCAAAGCUUGUGCUGUCGGAGCACAUUUAUUCCAUUCUGUUUGUGUCUGUCCCUUGGGUCGUUUCGGCUUUGAUUGCUACGGUAAAGUUGAUCUAUGUCGGAACGUCCGCUGUCAGAAUAAUGGUACAUGUCGUUCUCUCGAUAUCAAAUCACAACGAUACGUUUGCAUAUGUAGCGAGUCAUACUACGGCGACCAUUGUCAAUAUCCAUCGGCUAAAGUGAAAAUAACCAUAAAUAAAUUAAUAAUCGAUCCAUCAAUUGUUCACGUACCAAUUGUUACUGUACAUUUUGUAAAUAUAACAAGUAUGGUCAGUCUAGCUACAUUUCAGGAUCGUUUCGUCUAUAAAAAUGUUCCAUUUAAUAGCAAUUUGACAGUAAUUUUGUCUCAACAACCAUUUUUGUCAACAUUCGUCUAUGUUCAACUAUUCUUUAAUACAAAAGAUUAUUAUGGAGAACAUUAUUUGGUUAGUUUUUCGAAAUAUUCGGUCUAUAGUGUCUAUACAAAAAUUUUAAUUUCAAAUCAUUGUCCAUUUAUUGAUCAGUUGUUGAGUAGUGAAACAAUGUCUUAUCCAUAUAUGAAACGUAUCAAAUCCUAUUAUAAGCCAUGUUUAAAUCUCGGUACAAAAUGUUUUGGUGAUGAGAAGUACAUGUGCCUGUGUGAUAAUGAAGCCCAUCUCGAUUGUUUCUUAUUUGAUCAUACGGCUAGUAAUUGUACAGAACGUGGUUACUGUCAAAAUGGUGGACAUUGUAUUCAACCAGUACAAAAAGAUGCCAUCCAAUUCGAAUUUGGUUGUAUCUGCUCUGAUUGUUAUUACGGUGAAUUAUGUCAAUUUACAACUGCACAAUAUUCAAUGUCACUCGAUUCUCUUCUUGGCCAGCAAAUCUAUGCCGAUCAUUCGUUGACUAAUCAACCAUUUGUUAUCAAAAUUACAUUGUCAAUUAUCAUUCUAAUGGUUCUAGUCGGUUCUCUAUGCAAUACAUGUUCUAUAAUUACAUUUUAUCAACAAAACCUUCACGAAGUUGGUUCCGGUCUUUAUCUGUUGAGUUUAUCUGUUGUUAGUGAACUUGGUUUAGUUGUUUUCGGUGCAAGAUUUUUCUACUUGUUAAUAACCCAGAUUACGCAAGUUAAUAAUCGUUAUAUUGCUUACGGUAGUUGUGUUGCAUUAGAAUUUCUGUCCAGUGUUUUGCCGUCGAUAGUCGAUUGGUUAACCGCAUGCGUUGCUAUUGAACGAUCUUUUACAGCAGUUAAAGGUGUUGAAUUCAAUAAGAAAUUGAGUAAAAAGUUGGCCAAGUAUAUAACAGCUGGUGUCAUUCUUAUUGUAAGUGUGAGUUCCCUGCAUGAGCCACUCAGUGUUCAAUUAAUUGAUGAUCCACGUACAAAUGGUCAUGCAUGUGUAUUGAAAGAACAAGUAUUUGCAUACAAACCGUUUGUUAUUAGUCCAAUUAUAAUUGUCAUUUUAGAACUGCCACGUUUAGUUUUGUCGUUUGCAUUUGCAUGUAUUCGCUUCCAAUGGCAAAAAUAUUUGUAUUUAACAUCGUAUUUAGUUAGUACACUAACGUUGUUGAGUUCACUGUUGAUUUUUGUAUUGCCAUCACCAUCGUAUCGUAAAGAAUUGAAGGGAUUUGGUAAGCGUUCAUUGAAGAGAUUGAAUGGUUUAUGUGGAAGAAGAUAG